AUGGUAGUUGUCAAAGAAUGGAAAAUUAAAUCACAAAGAAGAAAUCUUACAAUUGUGGUGGAGUUUAUUCUUCUGGGAUUUUCUGACCUACCCAAACUCCAAGGGGUUCUUUUUGGAAUUUUCUUAAUCAUGUACAUGAGUAUCCUGUUAGGGAAUGGUCUCAUCAUUAUAAUAACCAAGACUGAUCCAAGUCUUCAAACACCCAUGUACUUUUUUCUUGGAAAUUUUUCCUUCUCGGAAAUAUGCUACACAUCAGUUACUCUCCCAAGAAUGAUGAUGAACCUUUGGACCAAGAAAAGAAAUAUUUCCUUCUUGAACUGUGCUCUACAGCUUGGAUUCCUACUUAUUUUAGGAGGCACUGAGUGUUUACUCCUGGCUGUGAUGGCAUAUGACCGCUAUGUGGCCAUUUGUAAGCCUCUCUACUACUCGCUCAUUAUGAACUCCAAGGUGUGUACCCAAUUGGUUCUUGGCUCAUGGUUCAGUGCAAUGCCUAUAUUGAUAGCACAGACAUAUCAGAUUUUCUCUCUGCCUUUCUGUGGAUCUAAUAUACUCAAUCAUCUUUUCUGUGAUAUGCCCCCAUUACUGAAGCUGGCCUGUGGUAAGAAAUUUAUUAAUGAGUUCUUUAUCUAUGCUGAUGCUGUGGUGUUUGCUAUGGUUCCAUUUCUUUUGAUCCUUGGGUCCUAUAUAAAAAUUAUAACUACCAUUCUGGAGAUGCCCUCAGCCACUGGGAGAUAUAAAGCCUUUUCCACUUGUUCCUCCCACCUCAUAGUAGUAGUCUUAUUCUUUGGAUCAGCUAUCAUCACAUAUUCAAUACCCAAGUCUAGUAGUUUGUCAGGCGUAGACAAAGUGCUCUCUCUUUUCUACACCAUUGUGACACCAAUGUUUAACCCCCUGAUUUAUAGCUUAAGGAACAAGGAUGUCAUUGCUGCCCUGAAAAAAUUAUUACCUAAAGGGCUUAUAUCAUGA
Dromiciops gliroides (monito del monte) is the source of this 966-nucleotide messenger RNA. RefSeq names its product olfactory receptor 10AG1-like. The record is from RefSeq and is a predicted model, not a curated record. The transcript has 2 exons. Gene Ontology annotation, biological process: G protein-coupled receptor signaling pathway. Gene Ontology annotation, molecular function: G protein-coupled receptor activity; olfactory receptor activity. Gene Ontology annotation, cellular component: membrane. Bases 1 to 966 code for a protein of 321 amino acids. NCBI's taxonomy places the organism in Eukaryota, Metazoa, Chordata, Mammalia, Microbiotheria, Microbiotheriidae.